UGCAUGGAAAUAUUUUCUAGCACGCCAGUUCAGCCAAAACUGCAGUCGCUGUAGCAGUUUAGGUUGCCGAAUACCGGUUAAUUUUGAGCGACGAUUCUUCCUACUCGUAAUCUGUGGGAUAUAGAUAUCCCGAGAACUUUCCGCCAAGCGGUUGUUGUGCUUCGAAGUAAACAGAAAAAUUUAACAUCAUUUAUUGCUGUUUGCAUUUCCGAAAGCAACAACACGGGUCAACAAAUUUGACGGAUUUUAGAGAGUAUUUGAAAGAAAUCUUGGCAAAAUGGACAUGAGACAGGAGCUGUACGAAACCGAUAUUUCAGUGUUAAAAUGCAUUUCCAUUUCGCAGAUCACACUAAGCAUCCUCCUUCUCGGCCUCAGCAUGUUCACCGCGACUAUCGACCUCGUGACGCAGAUCGGUCUUGGUUUCGCGUACCUGUUGUGGUACAUCCUUCCCGCCGAGUUCAUUCUCGGCUUCCUGACGCUCUUCCUCGGAUCCUACGGAGUAUACAUGAUCCGCAAUGAAGUCCGUAUCAAGCGACAGUUCGAUAUUUUGUCGGUCACCAGCAUCAUCAACUGCAUACUGUGCGUCUUCAUCUUGGUGUUUGACGGCUUCACUGUGGCGUUUCGCCUGAUCGCCUUUAUGCACGGGGUCUACUUGUACGGAAUGGCCCGUACCUCGUCGUUUCUGGAUAUCCUGGUGCAGUCGCUGGCGAUUGUCAUACUGGUCCUGAGUGCCAAGACCGCGCAGAUCACUCUCUUUCAUGCCGGCAUGCUGGCGGGAGGACCACAGGUGGCCACGGAGAAUGUCCGUUAUCGCAACGAGAAAGCGUCGGGCGCGGAAAAGCCUCUUCUUGAAGUGCCAUAAAGAUGAAUUAAUAUCAGUAUACGUAAAUUUUCUGGGUGCGAUUAAGCGAAAUCCGUUGCGGUUUUCUCCUUUAUUUCGAAAAACCGUGUUUAAUAAAAAAGUAUUAAAAAAAUAACGAUAGACAACGAUUUUGCUGUGAGCGGAUGCUAGUUCAUAAUAAAAGCAGGAUUUAUGAGGUCAAGUUAAAGUAUCGCGACCGUUUUUUAGAAUUUGAACACUGCA
This is a messenger RNA of Paramacrobiotus metropolitanus, 1084 nucleotides long. RefSeq lists its product as uncharacterized. The transcript has 2 exons. The record is from RefSeq and is a predicted model, not a curated record. Lineage: Eukaryota; Metazoa; Tardigrada; Eutardigrada; Parachela; Macrobiotidae. The coding region runs from base 278 to 862 and encodes 194 amino acids.